AUGAGCUCCUGUUCGCAUAUUGAUCAAGUGCUUUCUAAUGAAAGUUUGAAAGAAGGGUUUUUGAAAGCAUUUAAUGCGACAAAAUACAUUAUACAACACUCACCUGCUAAGAAUAAAUACUUGAAUGUGAUGAAAUGUGCUGAUUGUCAUCAAAUUAAUGAGGGUACUAACUUUAUGUGUUUGCAAUGUGGCUACUGUGGAUGCUGGAAUAAUUCACAUUUUCGUGAACAUAAUUUAAAAGUUGAUCAUGUAUUUGGUGUAAACUCGACAAAUGGGCUACUAUACUGUUUUAAAUGUGACGAUUAUAUAGGUGAUAGUGAAUUGAUCAAUGCCUCUAUUAUUGGUAAAUAUUGGGAUGAUGUGUCUUCCAAGUCUUGUAUUCCAUUAAUGUCAAAAAGAGAUGGAUUAAGUGGAUUGGUAAAUAUGGGUUCAACCUGUUAUGUCAGUUGUAUCAUACAAUGUUUGGUUAGAAAUCCUUAUUUUUUGAAAUAUUCAUUGAAUCAAUCUCAUUUUAAAAUUUGUAAGACUCAUGACCCAACUACUUGUAUUUCAUGUGCAUUAGAUAGCAUUGUUACAGAUUUCUAUGGUAUAUCAGACCUAGAUGAUGACGUGAAAAAGACAAAUAAUGAUGGUUUAAUCGAUUUGUUGACUUGUUCAUGGAAAAUAAAUCAAAAUUUAGCAGGUUAUUCACAACAAGAUGCACAUGAGUUUUGGCAAUUCUUAUUGAACAGAUUGCACAGUGAGUACAAAUCAAAUAUUGGUCCUACUGACACUGCUCCAUUGAAAGAAGGAAACCAUGAACUAUGUAACUGUAUUUACCAUAAGGUAUUCCAGGGUUUUUUGAAAAGUUCUAUAGUGUGUCCAGAAUGUAAUAGUGACGCUAAGACAACCAUUGAACCGUUUAUGGAUUUGUCAUUGGAUAUAAAAGGUAAAAAUACACUAUAUGAAUGUCUAAACAGUUUCCAUAAAAAGGAGCAAUUACAUGACUUCGAUUACCAUUGUAAGAACUGUAACACUUCACAAGAUCCUACAAAGCAACUGGCAGUGGCCAAACUGUCGCCAGUAUUAUUGUUUCAAUUCAAACGUUUUGAGCAUUUACUAAGUGGUAGCAGUAUUAAAUUAAACGAUGUUAUAGAAUUUCCACUCUAUUUGAACAUGAAGGACUACUGUGAUGUGGAACAGAGAGAUGACAGCAACUCAAAGCCGGAUUUAAUAUAUGAACUAAUAGGUAUUAUAUGCCAUACAGGUACCGUUAAUGAAGGGCACUACACAGCAAUUUGUAAAAUACCAGAAGGACAAUGGAUAAAAUUUAACGAUUCAAUGGUUACAAUAAUAUCUGAGGAAACAAUGUUAAAGGAACAAGCAUACCUAUUGAUAUACACUAUAAAAAAUAUCAACUGA
Messenger RNA from Vanderwaltozyma polyspora DSM 70294, 1401 nucleotides. It is a transcript of the gene UBP8, whose product is annotated as ubiquitin-specific protease UBP8. Gene Ontology annotation, biological process: protein deubiquitination. The record is from RefSeq and is a predicted model, not a curated record. Bases 1 to 1401 code for a protein of 466 amino acids. NCBI's taxonomy places the organism in Eukaryota, Fungi, Ascomycota, Saccharomycetes, Saccharomycetales, Saccharomycetaceae. Gene Ontology annotation, molecular function: cysteine-type deubiquitinase activity; zinc ion binding. The transcript has a single exon.